AUGUUGAUGGACUCUCUAGAGUGGCUUGGUGAAAUAGGAAAUUUUGUUGCUACUGUGUUGUGCUUGAGUAAAAUUGUUUUACUUUUUUUUUGGCAAGGCGAAGCUGAAUCAGUUGGAACUGGGCAGUCGAAUGGGCUGUUCUUUCUGUUGUAUGAGCUGCGUCAGGUUCGGAAUCUUUGGUGGUUUGCUGCCGAGGAGGGUCGUUUGUUGGUUUCGCUUCGUAGUUCUGGUGUGCAACGUGCUCAUCCAUUCAUUCGCAGGAUAGUCGAUGUCGCCAACUACAUGCGUCUUACAAGAUCGUUUGGUGUCGAUGGGUUUGUCAGCAGUAGACGUGUCUGCUUCUCGCUCUUUUUGCGUUUCAAGGUUGGGCCUUCGACAGUUUAG
This is a messenger RNA of Enterobius vermicularis (human pinworm), 384 nucleotides long. The record is from the annotation of a GenBank genome assembly. NCBI's taxonomy places the organism in Eukaryota, Metazoa, Nematoda, Chromadorea, Rhabditida, Oxyuridae.